Periophthalmus magnuspinnatus is the source of this 910-nucleotide messenger RNA. Its product is annotated as CD209 antigen-like protein E. The transcript is spliced from 6 exons. Gene Ontology annotation, molecular function: carbohydrate binding. The coding region runs from base 23 to 634 and encodes 203 amino acids. Lineage: Eukaryota; Metazoa; Chordata; Actinopteri; Gobiiformes; Gobiidae. Gene Ontology annotation, biological process: biological process involved in interspecies interaction between organisms. Gene Ontology annotation, cellular component: external side of plasma membrane. The record is from RefSeq and is a predicted model, not a curated record.
ACUGUCGGAUGCGGAGCUGAACAUGGCACACAGGAACAUCAACAUGGAGUACGUCAAUGUACCCAAGACGCCAUCUAGCUCAUCCAACGAUCAGAAGUGGCUGAGAUUGGUUCUUUUGAGUUUUGGACUACUGUGCAUCCUUCAAGCUACGCUCAAUGUUACUCUGCGCAUUUUUCUCUCCACCGAUACAAAUGCUCUGGACCUAGAUGGGACUUGUAAGAAUUUCACUGUUAAGAAAAAAGAAGAUUUUGCUCCAUUUUUCCAAGAUAAUUGGGUGUACUUUAACACAAGCCUCUACUACAUUUCCACUGCUAAGAGAAACUGGGAGAACAGCAGAAGAUUCUGUAUGCAGAGAAACGCAGACUUGAUCGUGAUCAACAGUAAACAGGAGCAGGAAUUCGUAAGGACGUUUCAUCGCUUCAUGUGGAUCGGACUUACGAUGACACAGGGGAAGUGGAUGUGGGUGGACAACACUCCGCUGACCACAAGCUACUGGGGUCCCGGUGAACCCAGCAUGAAUCUUGAAAAUGAAGACUGUGUUGAAUCGAGAUUCUUUGAAGUAGAACAUACAUGGAACGACUUGAAGUGUGAAGAUAUCAACUUCUGGAUCUGUGAGAAGAUAAUGCCUCUUUAAAGCUGCGAUGUGCAGCACAUAUUAAAUGGUACAUAACAGCAGUGAUAACUGUUUGCUAUGCGCCCCAUCAACCCACCCCUUUCACAUAGUACUUUCAAGUUCACAAUUUCAACAACAAUAGCAAAGGAUAUUAACUGGAGAGCUUCACCAAACUGCAAAGAAGGGCAAAUGUUUGGUGAAGUUGUUAAAGAUUAGGCCACUCUCAACAACAUAUUGUCCUUUUAUCAGUAUAGUGUACUCACAGGAGGUGUUCUAAUUUGCUUGUUUCCGGCUUUA